AUGAUCAUUGUUGAGUUGCCUACUAUCACCGCUACAAGAAACGAUAAUGAAAUCAUCACAAGACUCGAUAUGAUGAAUGAAAAAAUUGAAGAUUUAAGAAAAGAUAAAUCUGUAAUACAAAUAUUAAGCGUAAAAGAAGAAGAAUACUUGGCAAAGUAUACUGAGCUUGAUUAUAAAUUAACAACUCUUGAAAUUGAACUUCCAGGCCUUGACAUAUUGGACUAG
Molecule: messenger RNA, 225 nt
Organism: Funneliformis caledonium
Lineage: Eukaryota; Fungi; Glomeromycota; Glomeromycetes; Glomerales; Glomeraceae
Source: the annotation of a GenBank genome assembly